This is a messenger RNA of Lasiodiplodia theobromae, 2225 nucleotides long. RefSeq names its product putative kinesin. The record is from RefSeq and is a predicted model, not a curated record. Gene Ontology annotation, biological process: arachidonate metabolic process. Gene Ontology annotation, cellular component: membrane. Lineage: Eukaryota; Fungi; Ascomycota; Dothideomycetes; Botryosphaeriales; Botryosphaeriaceae. The annotation marks the transcript as partial. Gene Ontology annotation, molecular function: ADP binding. The transcript is spliced from 5 exons.
AUGGCAGAAAGCUCAGGUCCUUCGAGCGAUGGGCCAGUGAACCUGCUUGCCCUUGACGGAGGUGGCAUUCGCGGUCUAUCGGAGCUGCUUAUCCUCCAUGAAGCCAUGAGGCGUAUCCAAUACGACCUGGGGCUUGAAGAACUUCCUCGCCCGUGUGACUAUUUUCAUCUCAUUGGCGGCACCAGUACUGGAGGUCUCAUUGCUCUACUUCUUGGCCGGUUCCGCAUGUCAACCGAGGAAGCCCUUCGCAUCUACAAUGAGAUUGCUGGCUCGAUCUUCUGCAAGGGCAACAAAAAACCCUCGUUCAAGGAUGGGACUUUCAAGGCCACGACAUUGAAGAACGCAGUGCGCGAAUUGGUGACGAGAACGAAUGUCGGAAGCUCUAUGCUACACCCAUCUGAAUCGGGAGAAAUGGGGAAAGCUUUUGUAUGCGCGAUGCCGGCAAGAAACAUGGAGCAUCCACGACUGUUUCGAACUUAUCGCGUACGAGAAAACGCGAGCGUCAACUGCGAGAUCUGGGAAGCAGCCCGCGCUACUACGGCAGCACCGACAUUCUUCAAACGAGUCACCAUCGGCGAGCUAGGUCAAGUCAAGGAAGAGUUCAUUGACGGGGGGGUUAGAUGCAAUAACCCAGCAGAUGAAGUUCUAGAAGAGGCCAGAAGGGUCUUCGGUGACGACAGAAUGCUCAACUGCCUUGUCAGCAUUGGGACUGGCCACCCUGGCGUGAUUGGUCUGUCUAAGCCUGAUGUGUUCCAACGACUUCUCCCGACAGAGCUUAUUAACGCUCUAAAGCAGAUCGCCACAGAUUGUGAAAAGAAGUCGAAAGAGCUGAGUUCACGCUUCCAAAACAUCGAAAGCCUGUACUUUCGUUUCAAUGUGUCUCACGGUCUUGGAGAAGUCUCACUUGAGGAGUGGAAAAAGAUGCCAGAGGUUCAGACGCAUACCAGUGCCUAUUUAGCGAAUAGUGGUGUUUCUAGCAGCAUGAACGAAUUGAUCAGUCUGCUCAAGAAUCCUCGGAAAGAAGGGGGCUAUGCAUUGAGGUCCACACGCGGUAUCCUCCCAAAGUCUCGCCCACGUUCAACCCCUCGGGUGCCGAUUAGAUCAAGGCCAGAGACCAGUCCAAUCUUUACCGGGAGAGAGCAGAUCCUGGCUCGACUGGAAGCAUUUUUCAAUGCUCAAUCCGGGCAGAGGCUACAAAGAAAGGAGCUCCUAUUGUAUGGGAUGGGUGGGGCUGGGAAGACCCAAAUCUCGUUGAAAUUUGCCGAACGGAACAUUCAGCGCUUCAAACAUAUUUUCUGGAUCGAUGGCAGCAGCGCAGCCACUGUAGAGCAGUGCUUCAAGGAUAUCGCGGCUGAGAACUGCCCAGAUGUUUCCAGUGCAGAAGCAUCUGCUCAAUCGGCGUUUCUAUGGCUAGGAAGGCUGACCGAAGAAUGGCUGUUAUUGUUCGACAACGUCGAGGACUUCAAGUUGGCCUCAGAAGCCCUGCCAAGACACAACGGCAACGUCAUCUAUACGAGUAGGAAUCCCGAGGGAUACUUUUCCUUGCCCGAGGGAGCACAUCAUGAAGUCGGUGAGAUGGACGAAGUGGAGGCUCUUCAACUCCUCUCCAGUGCCAGGCGUUUACGAAAACCUGUUCACCGAGAGGAGGAGGAGCACACCAAGAAAUUAGUGGUAGAGCUUGGCUACUUACCGUUGGCAAUCGACCAGGCCGGCGCUUACAUGGCCACUCGUUCUUGCAGCGCACAGGACUAUCUCCGACGCUUUGACCGAAAGCGGGUGGAGCUGAUGCAAAAGCAAUCGUACCAGAGAGCAUCAUCCCACGACCAGGCUGUGUACGCCACUUGGGACGUAUCUUAUGCCACUUUAGAGCAAGUCAGAGACAAUGAGACCGACGUAGAGCAGAGAAAGGUGGCACAAGCGGCAAUACAUAUCCAAGGGGUAUUUGCUAUGCUGCAUAGAGAAAAUAUCAUGAAGGAAAUCUUUCGGCGUGCUGCAGAAUUGGGUAAAUUCCAAGAAGACUUGGGCGAAACCGUCGAACAAGGACAAGCUCAACAUCUCGCCGAAUUUGCCACCAUUCUCCUACCUCUUGACGAGGAAGGCAUCUGGGAUCCUAAGCUGUUCGAAUGUGGGCUUCGAGAAUUACUCAAGUUAUCGUUGGUGAGACGGGAUGAUCUUGGAACCGCUUUCUACAUUCACCCCCUGGUGCACUUCUGGGCUCAGGACCG